This is a messenger RNA of Macrobrachium nipponense, 681 nucleotides long. RefSeq names its product KRAB-A domain-containing protein 2-like. The coding region runs from base 1 to 681 and encodes 226 amino acids. Gene Ontology annotation, molecular function: nucleic acid binding. Lineage: Eukaryota; Metazoa; Arthropoda; Malacostraca; Decapoda; Palaemonidae. The record is from RefSeq and is a predicted model, not a curated record. Gene Ontology annotation, biological process: DNA integration. The transcript has a single exon.
AUGCAGUCUUGCGCCAAAGGAAAAUAUAAGUGGAUAAUAGUGUACCAAGAUCAUCUAACAAAGUAUUGCAUAUUGUGUCCCUUAACCUCAAAGAGAGCAGCUGAGAUUGCAUUCCAGCUAAUGGACAUAUUUCUAAUGUUCGGAGCCCCUCAAAUUCUGCAAAGUGAUAAUGGUGGUGAAUUUACAGCAUUGGUUAUCUUGGAACUCAAACUUCUUUGGCCAGACCUGUUGAUCGUUCUUGGUAAACCAAAGCAUCCACAGAGCCAGGGAUCAGUUGAACGCCUUAACUCUGAUGUAAAAGACAUGCUUAUUUCAUGGUUAGGGGAUAAUGAUACAAGUGACUGGCCCAUGGGACUCGGGUUUGUGCAGUUCCAAAAGAACACCAGUUACCAUUCUGGAAUCAAACAAUCCCCAUACAAAGCACUCUUUGGUUUUGAGGCCAGAGUAGGUCUACACUCAACCGCACUUCCAGAAGUUUUGAAGACAAUGAUCACUGAAGAGGAUUUACCUGGAACUUACAGUUUCCCCUCUGACUCUACUCGUCCAGACGAAUCACCCGAGUGCACGAACCCUCCAGACGAAUCACCAGAGUGCACGAACCCUCCAGACAAUUCACCUCAGAGCACGAAACCUCCAGACAAUUCACCUGACUGCACGAACCCUCCAGACGAUCCACCUUAG